UAGAAACCUUUUUAUAUACUCGUUUAUUAUCCGGCCGGUAGGCGGCAGCGCUGCCAACUGCGCAGUCGACGUCGACGUCGCUGCCUAGCUCACCUUACAUAGCCGCAAAUUCAAAUUUGAACUUCAGUCAAGUGUCAAAGCUCAAAGGAUUAGCAUGUCCUUGCAGCUGCAGCAUGUGUGAACCAGUGAAGACCACUGCAAAAUACAAUCUUCAGAAUCAAAAUACUCACUAGCUUGCCAAAAAGUGAAAAAACACGGUCAGAAACCGAAAAGGAGCAACCUGAAAAGUGCUGACAACUGCCAGAUUUGGAGAAACUACCUAAAGUGCCAAUUAGCCAGAGAGGUUUUUCAAAAGGCGAGCAAAGGAAUAUGGCGCCGCAACAACAGAACUCCACAUUCAUCGAUGAUAAUCUGGACAGCUGUCCAUCGCUAUUGAAUCUACCCGAAAGUCCCAUUCUUCCGCCGCGACGAUGUCAAAAUCAAGACACCAACAACAAUAAUAAUAAUAAGCAGGCUGCAUUCGAGGAGCGCUUGGUGGAUGAAUCGCCAUCGGUGGGGGAGCCACCAUUAGCACCACCCAUACCUCUGGCCAUACCCAUGGCACCAGCACCACCACAUCGGCAAGCAUGCAAAAAUAAACACGGCAGGGAAAACGGAAACGCUGGCCAGGCCAGUCGUCGCCACCGUUCCAUUUCCCUCUACGGCGUUAAUAGCACUGUGGAGCAAGGCCACAAGGAAAUCCCCAUCUGGAUGGACGACGGAGAGGCUCGUUACGUAUCCGGAGUGACGAACAAGACGACGUGCGAUGACAUAAUCAAGGCGCUGAUUGAUGACGAACUGCGAAACGGCGAUGGAUUCUACUGCGGCAAUAAUCCGAAAGAUGGCGGCCAGAGGAAAACGGCAGCAGCAUCGCGUGACUACAGCGAUUACAUUAUAACGGAAAGUUGGGGCGGAAUAGAGCGGUGCUAUGAUGGCAACAUGGCCAUUUUGCCCGUUUGGCGCGCUUGGAGCCGUGUACACAAUGAGCUCCGCAUCUCCUUAAAACACCGUGAUAGCUUCAGAGAUCCCCUUGCCAUGCAAUUAGUGCCCCAUUCUCAACCAGCCACGGGAUUUUCGAUGUACAAGUGGCUCAAGAAGCUACUGCAUCUGAAAAAGGGAAAGAAGACGCCACCAAAACCGACAAAAACGCCUCCGAAAGUGCCUAACAAAUUGAAGGAGAAGAGAGUGCACGGCCAAAAGCAAACGAUGCCCAAUGACUUGGUGCUGGUUAUAAUGCCAGACCAGCUGUAUAGGGGUAACGAAAACACUGCCAAAUCAAAACUUUAUAAACUGGCCGAGAAUCGCGUCAGCAAGCAGCGUCAUCGAAGAAGAAGUCGUCAUGAGAUAACCAAAGCAUCGGUUGAAACAUUCAGGACAGCGAUUCCCAGCGAAUGUAAUAACAAUAACUACAAUGUUAAUAACUGCAUAAGGAGGCGAAAGGAUAAGCCUUUGCGAAAUAGUGUACGAUAUAAGUUGGCAUCUCUUCAUGCCGAUAUGAAUGUUCGCUAUGAAAAGGAACACGCUCUAACACGUCAGCUAACGGAAAUGUGCCGACUAUACCGGUUGCAGAACGAACGGUACAAGGGACCGGAAAUGGAGUUAUCGGUCGGGCAGUUGCAACAAAAUAUCGAAGCCUAUGCCGAGGACAUUAUUAAAACUGAACACGAACUUCUCGAAUUGAAAAAUGAAAUCAAGCACGAUAUAUCGCUGAUUAAUAACUUAAAGCGUUUGACCUUGGAGGAAUCGGAGGCAGAUGCAGCCUGUAAAAGAGGCGCAGCAAAAGUAACACAUCCCUCAAAAGAAAAUGAAAAUACCCCUCAAGUUGCUAAAAGUAUGCAGGAAAUGCAAUUUGUUGAUAAUAUUUACGAGUUUUGCGAUAAUAAUGCUAGUAUGCUGGUCUAAUUGCAAUUAUUUGUAACUUGUUAAGUUUUCUACCAAAAUAAAUAUAUAUUUUGUAUAAGCAAUUUAAA
Messenger RNA from Drosophila sechellia, 2009 nucleotides. It is a transcript of the gene meru, whose product is annotated as ras association domain-containing protein meru. The transcript is spliced from 5 exons. The record is from RefSeq and is a predicted model, not a curated record. The coding region runs from base 370 to 1941 and encodes 523 amino acids. Lineage: Eukaryota; Metazoa; Arthropoda; Insecta; Diptera; Drosophilidae.